This is a messenger RNA of Polyodon spathula (Mississippi paddlefish), 2369 nucleotides long. Its product is annotated as basic leucine zipper transcriptional factor ATF-like 3. Gene Ontology annotation, cellular component: nucleus. The record is from RefSeq and is a predicted model, not a curated record. The coding region runs from base 238 to 573 and encodes 111 amino acids. Lineage: Eukaryota; Metazoa; Chordata; Actinopteri; Acipenseriformes; Polyodontidae. The transcript has 3 exons. Gene Ontology annotation, biological process: regulation of transcription by RNA polymerase II. Gene Ontology annotation, molecular function: DNA-binding transcription factor activity, RNA polymerase II-specific; RNA polymerase II cis-regulatory region sequence-specific DNA binding.
AAAAUGUAAGGACAUUUCAAGAACGCGGUUAGACUGUAAAAAGUGAAACCACUCGUCGAGACUUCGGAUUACCCCAAUAGGUGGUGUAGAAUAGGAAGAACCCGGGGGUUAGUUUCUGCAUUUGUCUAUAUGUAGUAGAGAUACUCGGGCUGUAGCUCAACAAGAUCCCAAUGCGUGUUUCUUCCGCCAGUAACCCCGGUUUAUGUGUUGUUGUGCUGUCCCGUCCAACGGUGUGGAAUGUCUGAAAGCGACUUUUUACAAGAGGAAAACGACUUGUUCCACGGAUGUGAGAGCUUCGAGGACAAUGGUAAAAGGUUAAAGAGAAGAGAGAAGAACAGAGUAGCUGCACAGAGAAGUCGCAAAAAGCAGAUGCAGAAAGCAGACAAAAUCCAUGAGGAGUAUAAGUGCCUUGAGUAUGAGAACUGCUCCCUGAAAAAAGAUGUGGAGAAGCUAACCGACGAGUUGAGGCAUUUGACUGAGGCAUUAAAAUGCCAUGAGCCGAUAUGUCCCUUAAUACACUGUGCCAUGAACUUAAUGUCCGUGCCCCGACCAGAAGUCAUAAUGCCAAGAUAGAGACAGAUUGGUCUGUUUUGUUUCACCCAAAUGCAGGAACUUUUCAAGUGAACAGGUGCAGAUAGUUGCAGCCUUCUCAACUCAAGUGCUACUUUUCCAUCUGCACAAUGAAACCAGUCUGUAAAACUCAAUCUGAUCUUGCUCCAGGAUCAAACUCGGGCUGCUGCCAUUUCCAUCUGCAGUCUACAAUCCAAUCUGCAACAAGAUAUUAAAAGUCAAAAGAUCACCUGUAUGUAUCCCAUUUUUGUGUAAUUUCUAUUUGUAAGUUAAUUCAAUAUUCACCUUCCUCGUGUUCUGCCUUCAUAUAUUUUUUCCUGCAGCACAAGAUUUAAAACAUUAGGUAACUUCCAUCAGUGCGAGUUGGAGAGAUUGAAUUCUCCCAGCCUGCUUUCCUAACAGGGUCACACAGAGUGCCAGUUGAAAUUAAUUUGCAAGUCUGCAAAUUGAGCAAGUCUGGUUUCAAAUUGUUCUUAAUCUAGUAGCAGGUGGACAUAUGGCAAAAGUAAUUUAAUUUAAAGCGUUUCUUGGUUUGGAAGCCACAGCUGUUCCAUAAGCAUUCAUUUUUGUAUCCAAAUCCUUUGUAGAACUUUCAGAACCAUUGUUAUGUUUUACAUAUUAUGUUCUGGGCAGAUAGCACUGCUGAAUAGGCAAAAUAUAUAGAGGUCUUUGUACCAAAAUGCAACUUAAGUUAUGGUUAGUUAAUUCUCUUGUGAACCAUAGCAAAAGUAUUAAAAAAUACCAAACAUAUAAUUGAUUAGGGAUUGAGAGUUCAAUAGGCAGUUCUGCUUUAUCAGUCCCUACAGGUGUGUGGUCAUUAAAAGCCAAACAAAACUCAGGGUUUUUGAUAAUCUGGCAUCUACCAAUGUGGCCUUGCUCCAUGCUGUUUCAAUAACAUGUCCUUGGUGGUUUCAGUUAUGGUUUGUGUUUAUAACAGAUACAAAAAUCAGUUUUUUUUUGUUGAGUUCCCUCUUUAAACUGGUUUAAUUUUAUAGAACCAAUAAGUUUAGCCAUAUUAUGAGUUGCUUAGUCUAAAAUAUGUUCAAGAGCUUAGCAACACCUUAUUUGAUCGGCUUAAGGUUUACCUUGCCCUGAUUUUGAAAUAGUGAUCAAUGAUGCUUGAUGCUGCCAUCUAGUGAGAGCUACGGGAAGUAUAUUUUACACCUUUUCAUAGAUAUCUGUUGUUGUACAUGGUAGGGUUUGUUGAUGGAGUAGGAAGAUUGUUUGCACUAGGUACUAAAGGGUUAAUGGGUACUAUGAUUUUAAUUAGAUUUCUUUCUACAUUAACUUUUAUGUCUCUACGAAUGUGAAACAGUAACCGUUUUCUUUAAUAUUUAUCAGAUGUUGAGUGUUCAUGAGUCGUACUUACAUUUUAAAUGUAGCUAGCUAUGACAAAAUGUUUUUCAUUUAUUUUACUACUUGAUUAUAAAGGAGGCUAUAUUAUUGAUCUAUGUAUUAAUCCGACUGGCAGGUUUGCGUGUUUUAGGGUGGCAUUAUUAAGAUUGUCCACUAUUUAGAUACAAAAAAAAAGACUAUGCAUUUUCUCAAUUGUUAAAUAAUUAAACCUAAAAAGGGCCAUCUGUCUAUAGUGUCCCAGAAUGAAUCUUAUGUGCUGAAUCUAUAGAUCUCAUGUUACCCAGAGUAACCACCAUUCUUUUUUUUAAAUCCCUAGUGGUUGUAAUAGGCAGGUUUUACUGUACUUCAAAGGGUAGUAUUAAACUGUCAGCAGUCACUGAAUGCUAUUAACUGCCUGAAAUUUGAAUUUUUUUGUUUUUGUUUUUACUGUAUCUUAUAGUGAA